Molecule: messenger RNA, 3678 nt
Organism: Sinocyclocheilus grahami
Lineage: Eukaryota; Metazoa; Chordata; Actinopteri; Cypriniformes; Cyprinidae
Product: atypical chemokine receptor 4-like
Exons: 7
Coding region: 1699-2901 (400 amino acids)
Biological process (GO): positive regulation of cytosolic calcium ion concentration; immune response; G protein-coupled receptor signaling pathway
Cellular component (GO): external side of plasma membrane; membrane
Molecular function (GO): C-C chemokine binding; C-C chemokine receptor activity
Source: RefSeq, a predicted model, not a curated record
GAAGUGUGCUUGGACUACAGAAAGCAGCAGUAUGAAGAGUAGUGUGCAGCUAGGGCUGUUGUGUCUCAGCCUGCUCAUCUUCAGUCUUCAUGGAGAAGAAGAAGUCGAGACAGAUUCAAGCAUGCAAAACCCAAUUAAGUUUGAUGAGCCGGAUCUUCAUCAGUUUGAGAUGUACAGAGUACGAAGACAGACGGUCUCCACAGAGAAGGAAAAUACAGCAAAGACAGUAGCUGUUGUGCCACCAAGUGAGAACAGCAAGGCUAAGAGAAAACGGCCACGUCCAGGAGGUCUUACUCCUUUAGGAGACAGUGGAGAUUCAACGAGCCAGGACAAAAACAGGAAUAACAAACAGAAAAAACGUCCCGGGAGUCAGAGCCUUUUAGCAAUCAGUGGAGUUUUCCAGCUGCCCCAACAGACUGCCAAAGCCAAGAGAGAUGCCGGAGGAAAAAGGCCCUUGCCAGAAAGUUAAAGCAUUGUACAUGUUCAAGGCUCCUUCUGAGGUUACCUGAAUUAGGAAAAAUAGGAAUUGCAAAUAAAUACAUCACCAUGUUUCAUAAAGAGUGUGUCAGGCUCAGGUUAUGCAUGUGAUAAUCAUUUAUAUUUCUAUAGCUUUUCUUUUCCAAGUAUAUUUUAAGUAAUAACCUGUAUGGAAAAUAAAAGGAAUUUACCGAAUUCUCCCCCAGUGUAAUUCGUAUUGGCAUCACUAGGGGGCAAUAUUUACACAAGCGAUAGGCGCUCGAACCAGCUUGGCUUCUGUUAAAACAAAAUGUUUGAUAUCUGUUUAUCUUCAUCUCUUAAUUACAAUAAAGCAGUUGUGUUUAAAAAUCACUCUUUUAUUGUGUGGAGCCAGUGCAAAACACUGUAGAUUUUAUAUGUAGGCUUUCUAUAAAGUUUUGGCUGUAAUGCCUUUUUUGUGAAGGAACUGACAUGUUGAUAUUGUCAAGCUUAAAUAGUCUGUGUGUGUUGAUAGAUUCUGUAGGAUACAAACUGCACAACUAUUAGUCCUCUUUUGUAUUUGAGUAGUUCUGCCAGUUUAAUGUGCCAGAAAUGUUGUUAGCCUGAAAAGGCAUACAAAAUGGUAGGCCUAUGUUUUGUGCCAGGAAUUUGUCAACACAUUAGUGGUCAAAAGUAAAUAGAAAAGCAACACCCGUUCUUCCUUAUCUGCAUAAUCAUUGAUAAUAGCAUAACAUUUUUGCAUGUUUCAUUUUGUUGUUAUUUAAGCAUCUUAAGUUCUGGAACAUUUAGUUUGAGAUCACACAAGGCCAGUAUUACCAUUGCCUUCACACUGAGACCCAAAAAGUAACCACAAGCAACCAUGCAAAAACAACGAUUUGCACUUACGUACAAUGUAAGUAGUGCAGUUGUUAGACUACAAAGUGAACAGCACUUUUUUCUAAAAUGUAAAAUUUGCAAUUACCCAGACCAUAUACUAAAGCAAAACAUAACAUAACAUUACAUAACAUAAAACCAGUUUUAAAUCAAAUAAAUUGUGUGCACAAAUUAUUUUAAAUAAAUAAAUAAAUACUCAAAGAAACCUUGCUUCAAAUAAAUAAGUUGUGGCAGUGCAUUACAUUUAUGUCAUGUGCUGCUCUCUGAUCAUCUUUUUUUUAAAAGGCAUGUUUGUAGACUCUUGCUGGAACCACACGAGAUCAGAUACGUUCACAGUAUGUUUAGGUGUGGGAGCAAAGCUCUGCAUGCAUGAGUCACAGUAAACAGACUCUGUUCUCACAGGAAGAGCAGACAGAAACAAUCUACUCUGCCUUCAGGCAAAACCCUGAAUCUUUCAAGAGCUUUAGAAGAAGAAUGGAGACCUCAGAGGAACACUAUUACGACUACCCCGAGUAUGAAAACAACAGCUCCAACUUCAGCUACGAUGACUAUCAGACCAUCUGUGAGAAGGGCGACGUGCGCUCCUUCGCGAGGAUCUUCCUCCCAGCUGUUUUUGUGUUAUCUCUAGUGAUUGGUUUAGCAGGCAACGCUCUGGUUGUGGCGGUGUAUGCAUACUGCAAGCAACUGAAAACGAUGACUGACACGUUUAUACUUCACCUGGCUGUGGCCGACCUUUUGCUGCUCCUAACGUUGCCCUUCUGGGCUGCCGAUGCCGUCCACGGGUGGGAGCUCGGGGUCACCGUCUGUAAACUCGUAUCUGCCCUGUACACCAUCAACUUCACCUGUAGCAUGAUGCUGCUGGCCCACAUCAGCAUGGAUCAGUACUUGGCUUUGACACCAGGAGCCAGAAACACAGGCAUUAUGCGUGCUUUUCAAAAGAAGCAUUGUGUAAAACUCUGUUUGGUUGUCUGGACCAUUGCGUUUUUUCUUGGCGUCCCUGAUUUGGUGUUUUCAACAGUCAGAGAGCUUCCUCAUAAAAAAAGCUGCAUCGCAAUGUAUCAAUCGGACAUGGCGCUCAGGGCUAAAGCUAGUUUGGAAGUGGUGGAGGUCGUAAUAGGCUUCUUGCUACCUUUAUUAGUGAUGUUGUUCUGCUACACUUGUGUAGGCCGAACCCUACUGAAGCUCCCUCAGGAGAGGAGGUGGAGGAAGUGGAGGUCCAUCCGUGUGCUGCUGGCGAUGGUGGGCGUCUUUGUGGUCACGCAGCUGCCCUAUAAUGUGGUCAAGUUCUGCCGGGCUAUGGACGUCAUGUACACGUUUGUGACUCACUGCGGGGUUAGUAAAGAGCUGGACAAGGCUACUCAGGUCACAGAGAGCCUGGCAUUGACACACUGCUGUCUAAAUCCUGUUCUGUACACUUUCGUCGGCUCCUCCUUCAGACAGCAUGUAUUGAAGUGUGCCAAAGACUUUGGAGAAAGGGGAAGGAGGUUGGCACGUAUGAGAGAGCAACAAGAAGUGGAUAUCUCGUUGAAUUCUCAUUCACAGUCCCAAGAGACCAGCACUUUUUCCAUCUGAGCAAAAUGAAGAGCAUAUGUUUACUAGCCUGUGGAGCUAUGCACAAUCUGCUCCUUUGCAAAAUAUGUACACAUUUACAGGGAAAAAUUAGUGAAAACAUAAGGCAGUAUUUUGACCAGAACAGUAAAAUUCUAACUGAAAUAAAAGCUAAGAUGCAAGAUGUCGAUAGUUGGGUUUAUACGAAACAAAUGGGAAAAGAACAAGUCCGCGGAGUGAUACGAGAGAUACAGAUGCAAGAUAUCUCUUGUGCAUAAUAUUUAACAAGAUUUUCUUAACUCUACAUUUACAAAAUUAUGAAUAAAGAAGAGUUUCUACUCAUAGGCUAAUUAUGACUUUGUGUGUAACGUUAUGACUUUGUGACGUUCAUGUUCGUUUAAUAAAUACAACCUUUCCCACAUGACUUGAAAACACCUUGAUAAACAUCAUUGCCAAAGAGAACAGUGAAUAUAGGCUAAUGGUAUGUUCAAGUCCUCCUGAAGUUCGUAUUUACGAGUUGGCAUGUCCGUCAGGUGCCUUCAAGUUACUUUGGUCAGAUGGCGAUGCAUCUUUUCUAUUGUCAGGGCCGUCCUUAGAGGGGUACAACUGGUGCGGUCGCACCAGGCCCCCGCGCUUGAGGGGGCCCCACGGCGAACGGCCAACCACUCCCACCCCCCACAGAACGCGAUUGCGAAUGGACCGAGGGGUGCCCCGCUCCCUACCUCGCACCAGGCCCCGCGUCAGCUACGGACGGCCCUGUCUAUUGUAAUAAUUUUUUUUUUUAAAUAAUAAUAAUAAUAA